UAGCAAGUUUGCAGCUCCAUUUCUCUACCCCCUUGGCUCUCACUUGGGAUCUUUUACCAGGCCAGACUCAACACUUUGAAAGGAAAAAUUUUGUCAGUAGCGUCUCAGGGUAUUCCAAUUUUGGAUUAUGUUUUACACUGGAUCCUUUUGGUUCAUCGUCUUUAUACUUCCAGCAAUUCAGUUUUGCCACUCUUGGUCAGUGAACAAUUUUCUCAUGACUGGUCCCAAGGCCUACCUUAUUUACUCAGGCAGUGUGGCUGCUGGAGCACAGAGUGGUAUUGAGGAGUGCAAAUACCAGUUUGCCUGGGAUAGGUGGAACUGUCCUGAAAGGACCCUUCAACUCUCCAGUCAUAGCGGGCUUCGAAGUGACUCGAACCUCCAUUCCACAGGAAUCUCUACUGCAGGCAGCAGCCUCUAUGACACUGGACCUACUUCCCCAGUCUGGAGCACUAAUUUCAACCGGAUCCUCUUCUCUAAACUGGAAUCCCAUUUCAACAAGACCUUCUUGUCCCGUCUCCAGAUCCCAUUUCCACAGAGUCACACCAUGCAGUCUGCAACCUCCCUUUCUCCAGGAUUCCUUUCUCCAGCAAAUCGGGAAACAGCUUUUGUCCAUGCAAUCAGCUCCGCUGGGGUCAUGUACACCCUAACAAGGAACUGCAGCCUUGGAGACUUUGACAAUUGUGGCUGUGAUGAUUCCAGGAAUGGACAGCUUGGAGGACAAGGAUGGCUCUGGGGUGGCUGUAGUGACAACGUGGGUUUUGGAGAAACUAUUUCCAAGCAGUUUGUGGAUGCACUGGAAACUGGACAAGACGCCAGGGCUGCCAUGAAUCUACAUAACAAUGAAGCAGGAAGAAAGGCAGUGAAAAGUACCAUGAAAAGAACCUGCAAAUGUCAUGGUGUAUCGGGAAGUUGUACCACGCAGACCUGUUGGCUUCAGCUGCCAGAAUUCAGAGAGGUGGGCAAUUAUUUGAAAGAGAAAUACAGUAAAGCUCUUAAAGUAGAUCUUUUCCAUGGAGCAGGCAACAGUGCUGCCAGCAGAGGAGCCAUUGCUGAAACUUUCAGAUCAAUUUCAAAAAAAGAAUUAGUACAUCUUGAAGAUUCCCCAGACUACUGCCUAGAGAACAAGACUUUGGGACUUCUGGGUACAGAGGGCAGGGAAUGCCUUAAAAGGGGUAAAGCUCUCAGCAAGUGGGAGAAGAGAAGCUGCAGGCGUCUUUGUGGUGACUGUGGGUUAGCGGUCGAGGAACGAAGAGCAGAUAUGGUAUCCAGCUGCAACUGUAAAUUUCAUUGGUGCUGUGCAGUGAAAUGUGAGCAGUGCAGGAAAAGCGUCACCAAGUACUUCUGUGUCAAAAAAGAAAAACGUGAGAGGAGCGGAGGAGGCAUUCCCCGCAAGAAGGAAUCCAAGCUUAAGAAAAAACUCUAGGCUCUUUAUAAGAACUUUUUGUUUUUGAAAUCAUAGUGCACAUAUGUGGACAAAACAGCUUCAUCAAUCCAGCUAGUGAAAGAAAGAAAAUGUGAUUAUCUUAGAGUAGGAGUUUAGAGAAUGCGUUGUAUGACAAUGGGGGUUUCAAUAGCUUGGGUUUAGCUUGUACAUUCAUCUGUAUGAUAAGUAUUUCCAAUGCCAUUUUUUAAUAAUUACUUCCAAACAGGGCUGUUAAAUAUCCUUGCCAGAUAAAUGCAUAUCAGCUAGUAGUUGGUUGGAGGGAAUUUGACCAAACUGGAGAAAACAAUUGUGCCUUUAAAAUAGCAUCAUCCCAAUGUGGCAUAUUACAAAUGAUUUGUAAGGCAAAAGCAUUUAAAGGCAAAGAGUAUUGCAUGUGUUUCCUGAAACUUUUUAAACCUGUACAUUGUAGAUUCACUUGAUAAACUGACCAUAGGGCUCGCUAGAUUCUCUUUGAUCUAUGCCCAGCCAGGGCUUAGUGGCAUAGAUAAGAGAGCCCAUUGGGUACUAAAAGGUUAACAUUCUACUCAGGAUUCUGCUAUAACGUCCAUAAAAUUCUUCUACUUUUACAGCACAAUGGAACCCAGUAGCUAACGACUGCCACAGGCAUACUAUAAGUACAGAACUCCCUUGCUCCUUGUACUCAUAGGCACACUCCAGUCUGAAAGACUUGCAGGUUAUUAGGGGGAUGUCCACAUGCCACCCACAGCCCACCCCUCAUGAAUACACCUCUGCUGAAUGCAGGUAACACUGUAUUGUAUCUUUACCCUUAGGGGCACAUUUACUAAUCCACAAAUCUGAAUCCAAAAAAUUUGGAUUGGAAACGAACAUUUUGCG
Xenopus tropicalis (tropical clawed frog) is the source of this 2278-nucleotide messenger RNA. RefSeq names its product Wnt family member 8B (gene wnt8b). The coding region runs from base 128 to 1423 and encodes 431 amino acids. NCBI's taxonomy places the organism in Eukaryota, Metazoa, Chordata, Amphibia, Anura, Pipidae. The transcript is spliced from 7 exons. Gene Ontology annotation, cellular component: extracellular region. The record is from RefSeq and is a predicted model, not a curated record. Gene Ontology annotation, biological process: regionalization; positive regulation of transcription by RNA polymerase II; Wnt signaling pathway. Gene Ontology annotation, molecular function: signaling receptor binding.